UAACAAUAACGGUAACUGACUUUGCUGGAGUUCCGAUGGACAAACGCCGGAGGAUCUUCCGCCGCCGAUUAUUCUCCGAUCCCCUGCACCUAGCCAACGCCGUCUUCUUCGCUCUUUUCUUUUCUCUCGCUUACUUCCUCUUCCACCGAUUGCGCCACAAGAUCCUCAGCUCCACUCCUCUUCAUAUCCUUUCCCUCUCCGUGAUCGCCGCGCUUCUUUCCAUGCUUGUUUCCCUCAUCUGUCGUCUCGGUUUCUUUGGCAUUGACUUCCUCCAUGCCUUCAUCAACCGCUACUCCCCCCGCGGCUUCCUCGCCGAAGAAGGAACUUAUACUCCUCUUGAUCAUCGACCAUUAAACAAGUUGUUAGAGGAAGAAGAAGACGACUAUGACAUCAUCCAAUCAGUGGUAUCCGGUUCCACGUCUUACGCUCUAGAGUCAAAGCUCGGAGAGACUCUAAAGGUUGUUUCCAUCAGACGUGAAGCUUUACAGAGGAUGACCGGGAAGCACCUUCAGGGUCUCCCUCUUCAUGGAUUCGAUUACGACUCCAUUUUCGGAAAGUGUUGCGAGAUGGCGAUUGGAUAUGUGCAGAUUCCCGUGGGAAUCGCCGGCCCGCUCUUGCUGGACGGCAAAGAGUACAGCGUGGCUAUGGCCACCACUGAGGGUUGCCUCGUGGCAAGCACCAACAGGGGCUGUAAGGCCAUUUACGCCUCGGGCGGGGCCACCUCCUCGUUGUUGAGGGAUGAGAUGACCACAGCUCCGGUUGUCAGGUUCCACACUGUCAAGAGAGCUGCUGAUCUUAAGGACUUCCUGGAAGAUCCUCUCAAUUUCGAUACUCUUGCUGUUGUCUUCAACAGAUCGAGCAGAUACGCAAUGUUGCAGAGGAUAAACUGCGCAAUAGCAGGGAAAACUGUGUAUCUAAGGUUAAGUUGCAGCACUGGCGAUGCAGUGGGCAUGAGUAUUGUCUCCAAAGGUGUCCAAAAUGUCCUUCAGUUCAUCCACGACCACUUCCCUGAUAUGGACAUCAUCAGCAUUUCUGGAAACUUCUGUGGCGACGAGAAACCUGCGGCGGUUAACUGGAUAGAAGGGCGUGGUAAGUGCGUUGUGUGCGAGGCAGUCAUAAAGGGGGAACUGGUGAGGCAUGUGUUGAAGACCAAUGUGGCCGCGCUGGUGGAGCUCAACAUGCUCAAGAACCUUGCUGGCUCUGCCGUAGCUGGGACUCUUGGAGGAUUCAAUGCUCAUGCCAGUAAUAUUGUGUCUGCCAUCUUUAUAGCCACUGGUCAGGAUCCUGCCAAGAAUGUGGAGAGUUCUCAAUGCAUCACCAUGAUGGAGCCAGUUAACCAUGGCAAUGAUCUCCAUGUCUCUGUCACUAUGCCUUCCAUUGAAGUUGGUACAGUAGGAGGUGGCACUCAGCUCGCUUCUCAGUCAGCUUGUUUGAAUCUACUUGGUGUUAAGGGUGCCAGCACAGAUACACCUGGGUCGAAUGCAAGACUCUUGGCUACAAUUGUAGCCGGUUCUGUUCUAGCAGGUGAGCUUUCUCUCAUGUCUGCCAUUGCAGCUGGGCAACUUGUGGAAAGCCACAUGAAAUACAACAGACCUAGCAAGGAUGCAUCUGGAGUUGCCUCCCAACCGAUAAGUGGAAUCAAUGGGCAACCUUGACAUUCGAGAAAAUGGAAGUACAAAAAAGAAUGGGAAGAAAACUUAAGCAAACUAUUUAAAUGAUGAUGACUAGGGACUUGUGUAGUGUCAGAGAGGAGAAUCGAACAGAGAAAACCAUGUGAGGGAUCUCGGGGCCAAGCGGGAAAGAAAUGCCCAGAGUAAAUUAAACGUUCAGCUGUGUGCAAUCUAGAAUCUGGACCACGUGAGAUGGGUCACUUUCCAAGAUGUGUGUAUAUAUAUAUAUAUAUAUAUAUAUAUAUUAGGAAAAGAAAGAAAAAAAACAUAAGAGAAGAUAUGGGGAAGAGUAGCUGGUCUGCCAUGGCCAUCCAUACAAGGUUGUUUUUCCUGUUGUGUCUCACACUGCCACUUCUUGCCGCCAGGUGGCUCCCCAACGUGGCAUAUUUCGUAAUUGCGCACAACAAGUGAACUAAAUCUUGUACACUUUUAGUCUUCUAUUUCAUUUGCUUGUAUGUAUGUCUUCUUUUAGUCUGUCAUAUAUAUGUAUAUAUAAAUUAUAUGCAACUUAAUGCCAUUACCCCUCCUAAGUUGUAAUCUAAAAUAUAGACAUCGGCAGUCACGAAGCAUUAGAAAAGGAUUAAAUGGCAAAACUUCCAGUUUUUCCAAAGUGGGUCGCAGAAAACAGCAAUUGAUAUCAGCAAGCACCAACAAAAGCCAUAACAGAACGGACCAACAAUAUAAUAUCUUUGAGACCUAUGAACAUUCUUUGUCACUACAAGUUUACAAGGUUUUCUGUUAAUGAUGAAAAUCUGGUGUACUAGCUAUAACUUCACAGCAAGGAGCAUUUUCCACAGGACGUAGCUAAGUAAGUGUGUACAAACCUUAACAGGCAUGAUGCUCUACUUAAAGAAAAAAGGAUGUGUCUGCAGUCAAUGCUGAAAUGACU
Molecule: messenger RNA, 2559 nt
Organism: Carica papaya (papaya)
Lineage: Eukaryota; Viridiplantae; Streptophyta; Magnoliopsida; Brassicales; Caricaceae
Product: 3-hydroxy-3-methylglutaryl coenzyme A reductase 1-like
Biological process (GO): sterol biosynthetic process; coenzyme A metabolic process; isoprenoid biosynthetic process
Cellular component (GO): peroxisomal membrane; endoplasmic reticulum membrane
Molecular function (GO): protein binding; hydroxymethylglutaryl-CoA reductase (NADPH) activity
Source: RefSeq, a predicted model, not a curated record